Cyphomyrmex costatus is the source of this 1512-nucleotide messenger RNA. RefSeq names its product ATPase H(+)-transporting accessory protein 2 (gene ATP6AP2). The record is from RefSeq and is a predicted model, not a curated record. Gene Ontology annotation, biological process: positive regulation of Wnt signaling pathway. Gene Ontology annotation, molecular function: signaling receptor activity. The coding region runs from base 103 to 1380 and encodes 425 amino acids. NCBI's taxonomy places the organism in Eukaryota, Metazoa, Arthropoda, Insecta, Hymenoptera, Formicidae. Gene Ontology annotation, cellular component: membrane; external side of plasma membrane. The transcript has 9 exons.
UAUUGUAUGUUAUCUGACGUGAUCACAUGAUCGCGUCUGAAAUUGAUCAACUUUGACCGACACCGAGGAAGGAGCUUUCGAAUUUAAUCAUUUUUGCAUUCAAUGAUGUUUCCACAAUUAUCUGUAUUCUUCGCUAUCCUUGCCGCAGUUCAUGCCAAUGGCGAAUUCCUCAUUCUACAUGCACCAGACAGCAUACAAUUCACUAAAAAUGGAGAAAUUGAACAGAGUAGUCUCAAGGAGAUUUUGUCGAUGGUUCUUGGUUAUACUCCUGGAAAGCAGAGAGAUUCAGAAUAUAACAUUAUCAUAUCGAAUCCGUUUUCAUUGCCCAAAGCAUUGGUUGCUAUAGUCUUUGAAGGAGUAGAAAAACUGCCUUACUUAAAAGACAAUGCAGAAGCUACAUAUCCUCUGAUUUCUGAUGAAGGAGAAGAAACCUGUUGGCAAGCGAUUAGAAGCAGAGUGGAGGAACGAAGCAAUGACAACACGUUGGUUAGGAUUAACUUGAGCGAUGGAGUUGAUGCUCUCGGUCAGUCAGCUCUUGGCGAGCUUAAGCCUACUAAAAUGGAGAAGUUGGAUUUUCUGAAUUUGGAGAUUGAAGAAGAUCGUAAAUUUGUCGAGGAGAUGCAGCUUCUGUGUGCUAUUGGUGACAAUGCAUUUUCUGCGAAGAAGCACGAUUCUGGUACAGAUGUUUAUUGGUUGAUAGUAUCGACAUUGAGAUCACUCUGGGAUCGGCAUGAAAACAAUUCUACAGUUAAGGAGGAGGCGUACAAGUUGUUAAAUCGCGUGAUAGAACAUGUUUCCAAGGGCUUUGUAAACACUUAUGAUGGCAAGAUUGUCAUUGCAUCUUUCACAAACGAUGCUUGGAAAGCGAGGAAUGCACGCUCCGUUCUUGAGAGAAAGCGCAGAGAUACCCCGGCUGAUAAGACUAAAAAUGUUAAAUCCACUGCCAAAGGAGCGCCAAUUAGUUCAGACAUUAACGAUAAUUUUUUCAUCAAGCGAGCCGGCGAGCAAGAUGAGCAAAAUAAUAAAAUGGACGAAGAGGAGAAAUAUAGAAUGAGUAGUACUAUCGAGUCCAACACUGUCGACAGCACUACUGAACGUACGGGCGUUCAGGAUAAUAGCGGAACGUCGGAAAAGUCCGACGGAGUUAAUAAGGAGUAUAAGAUAAAUACUAAUACACAGACAAUAGGACAGCCUGAAUUUUCUGGCCGUGCGAAGGUUUACACGGAAAACUAUCCUGUCAUAUUCAACAUAAUACUAUGGUUCGGCGUGGUUUUCGUCUUCUCACUCUUAGCUAUUUGUAUCGCCAUUGCCAAUAUGGAUCCAGGACGAGACUCUAUCAUUUAUAGGAUGACGUCGAACCGAAUGAAGAAAGAUAAUUGAGUGUAAAUACAUAGUAAUAUAUAUAUAAUAUAUAAAUAACAUGAUUUUGUAACAUAUGUUUCUGUGCAAAAUGUUGCUUAUCGAAGCAUCUAUAUAUGUAAUUUAUCAAUUUUAAUUCGACUGUGUUCAAAA